AUGGCGGUGUUGGCGAUGGGAAUUGAUGGAAGGUUGAAUCAAAUUGAUGAUGAGUCAGAUGAAGAUAAAGAACUAACCAACAACUUGAUGCAGCUAUAUUCAUCGGGGCAAAUACCUAGAUAUCCAGAGCCAAGAGAAGUCUUCACAAGAAGAUAUACGUACCGGGUUCGGGAUGAAUGGCACGAGAAGCUGAUGCACGAUUAUUUUCUUCCUGACUAUGCGUUCUCUGAUAAAAAUUUCCAAGACCGAUUUCGCAUGCCCAGACAUUUGGUGCUAAAGAUUAUUGGUGAGCUUUUCCAUGUAGAACCUCAAUUUAAUUAUCAGUAUGAUGCACUGAAUAUUAGGGGUCAUAGCCCUGAACAAAAGGUUACUUCGGCUUUGAGGAUUUUAGGAUAUGGCAGACCUCCGGAUUCUAAUGAUGAGUACCUUCGCAUUGAUGUUAGAGAAAUAUCAAAGCAGAAUCAGGAAAGGGGAUUUCCUGGAAUGCUGGGUAGUCUUGACUGCAUGCAUUGGGUAAAUUUCAGUAUUAACGGGAAUCACUACACUCAUGGUUAUUAUCUUGCAGAUGAAAUUUAUCCAAAAUGGUCAACUUUAGUUCAAUGUUACCAUCAGCCACCUGCCGGUGAAAUGGGUCGUUCAUACUCGUAUUUCAAUAGUAAACAAAUGAAUCUGAGAAAGGAUGUGGAACGGGCUUUUGGAAUUCUGAAGCGGAAGUUCGCAAUCGUUUGUGGGCCUUAUCGUGGUUUAAGUGCUCGUGAAAUGCAUAAGACUAUGCUGACCUGCAUCAUUAUGCAUAACAUGGUUAUUCAGGAGACCCGUCGUAAUAAGAAUUGUUAA
This is a messenger RNA of Papaver somniferum (opium poppy), 837 nucleotides long. RefSeq lists its product as uncharacterized. The coding region runs from base 1 to 837 and encodes 278 amino acids. Lineage: Eukaryota; Viridiplantae; Streptophyta; Magnoliopsida; Ranunculales; Papaveraceae. The transcript has 4 exons. The record is from RefSeq and is a predicted model, not a curated record.